AUGCAGUAUCGUCAUGAGGUGAAAGUGUUAACUAAGCUGGAAGAAGCUAAAGCUAACCUGGAAGCUCCAGAAUUAGGAACUGAGUCAGUGCGGACAGCGAAGAUGAAGAUUGUUGAAGGUUUAAAACUGAGACAGAACGUUGAGUAUGUCGUUGAGAGCAGUGGUGUAGGAGAAAACAAUGUGUUGAGAUCUUUGGGAGGAAAGAUGGCUUUGUACCUAAUGGACUUCAAAAGUGAAAAUACGUCAAAGAAGUACUUCGCCGGAUUUAAUCGUUGGAAGUCAUUCAUUAAUGAACAUGGUUUUUCUGAUUUACCAGCCGAACCAGUACAUGUAGCGUUAUACUUAACAUUUCUUAUUGACAAACAUUCUUCACCAAGUGUAUUGCAGUCCGCGAUUUAUUCUAUAAAAUGGGCUCACGAAUUAAACGGUUACAUAGACCCUACAAGCAAUUCAUUCAAAACAUUACUGUUAGAAUCGUGCAAAAACUGGAACGGUAAACUAGUCGUGAAAAAAGACCCAGUUGAUAACAUUAUGCUUAGAGAACUAUGUUCUAUAUAUCAGGAUUCUAGUGAUUUAUUAGUGAUUAGGGAUUUAACUAUGAUACUUAUAGCUUAUGCAGUAUUGUCCAAGUACACCCCUCGUGACGAUUUCCGAGCAUUAGGGUUUGACACAGGUUUCCAUAUCGACCAAGUCCAUGAGGUACGACAUGGUAGAUCCAUUUGA
Messenger RNA from Mytilus trossulus (common blue mussel), 723 nucleotides. RefSeq lists its product as uncharacterized. The transcript has 4 exons. Lineage: Eukaryota; Metazoa; Mollusca; Bivalvia; Mytilida; Mytilidae. The record is from RefSeq and is a predicted model, not a curated record. The coding region runs from base 1 to 723 and encodes 240 amino acids.